AUGGCUAUGUUUCCAGACCCUCGACGGAUUGUCACCGGUCACGAUGAACAGGGUAAUUCGAUCAUUCUAAAAGAUAGUCAAAUCCCCUGCGUGCCAACGGGGGUCAAGGCGAAUUUCGCCGUGCUAUGGGAGACGAGCCAAUUUCCCGCCAGCAACAAUGGCAGCGCGGAUCCAAUCGACCACAAAACACAGAGUCUGGCCAAUGAUAAAGGUGUUGUGCUGAGGGUGGUCGACAUUCCAGCGAACACUGUGACGAUGUUCCACCGAACAGUGUCGUUGGAUUUUGGCAUUCUUUUCGAGGGCGAGCUUGACUGUCACCUUGACAACGGAGCUGUCAUUCAUAUGAAACCCGGCGACGUUUGUGUCCAACGAGGUACCAUUCAUGGUUGGACAAAUCCAAGUUCCAAACCGGCAAGGAUAUACUUCAUCCUUAUUGCUGCCGAACCUGUAAAGAUCGGUGACAAAAUCUUAGGCGAUGCCGGAUUCCAUCACGAAGACGUGGCGUCAGGUGGGAAGUGA
Molecule: messenger RNA, 519 nt
Organism: Rhinocladiella mackenziei CBS 650.93
Lineage: Eukaryota; Fungi; Ascomycota; Eurotiomycetes; Chaetothyriales; Herpotrichiellaceae
Exons: 4
Coding region: 1-519 (172 amino acids)
Source: RefSeq, a predicted model, not a curated record